GGGCUUGUUAAUAUGAAUCGAUAAAGCAGUGCAUCAGAAGAUUUCUCUACUCCCACUUCACUGGUUCAGGUCAGAGCAGACGAAAGGUAUUGGUGGGAUUGGCCGCCACAGCAUAGUGACGUUACACAGGAAGGCAGGGAGCAUGUAUGCAUGAGCUCCAGGCCACCCUUUAUUCAAGAGUAUAUCCUUUAACCUUGCCUCAUGUGGAGGACAUGCUUGUUUACAUGCAACUUUUCUACUCUAAUUGAAAAAGAUGGAGCUACAAGUGAAAAACCAAAGUCAGCCUUUCAACAUCAACACCGAGAGGCUGCCGGCUAAACUUAUACUAGGCGUGGGUGUAGAUAACUUCAUUUCGCUUUUGAUAUUUGGACUCAUUUUCCUCCUUGGCGUGCUCGGGAACGGCAUGGUGAUGACGGUGCUGGCGUGCAGUAAACCUGCACAAUCAAGGAGCACAACCAACAUCUUCAUCCUCAACCUGAGCGUGGCGGACCUGUCCUACCUCCUCUUCUGCGUCCCCUUCCAGUCCACCAUCUACAUGUUGCCCACAUGGGUGCUUGGAGCUUUCAUCUGCAAGUUCAUCCACUAUUUCUUCACAGUGUCUAUGCUUGUCAGCAUAUUCACUCUGUCGGCGAUGUCCGUGGACCGCUAUGUGGCCAUCGUCCACGCCAGGAAAUCCUCGUCGAUCCGCGUGAGGAGGCAUGCCAUGCUCGGGGUGCUGCUGAUCUGGAUCCUCUCCAUGGUCAUGGCAUCUCCGGUGGCGCACUACCAGAGCAUCGUGGAGAGGGAGGACAACAACACCUUCUGCUGGGAGGUCUGGCCGGAUCACCAGAGGAAAGUCUACGUGAUGUGCACCUUUGUUUUCGGAUACCUCCUGCCUCUCACCUUGAUAUCUGUCUGCUAUGCAAAGGUUUUAAACCAUCUGCACAAAAAGUUGAAGAAUGUGUCCAAAAAAUCAGAGCUCUCCAAAAAGAAGACUACACAGACAGUCUUGGUGGUGGUUGUGGUCUUCUGUCUGUCCUGGUUGCCUCACCACAUCAUCCACCUGUGGGUGGAGUUUGGCUCUUUUCCCCUGAACCAGGCCUCCUUUGUGUUCAGGAUGGUGGCUCACUGCUUGGCUUACAGCAACUCCUCCAUCAACCCCAUCAUCUACGCCUUCCUGUCCGAGAAUUUCAGGAACUCCUACAAGCAGGUGUUCUCGUGCCGGGUGCCCAGCGAGUGUCCCCUGAAUGACACCAGAGACCUGCGCAGCAAGAUGGAGACGGUACCAUCCGUGAACAUCAGUGCCACGUACAAAGGCUUCCUACAAGUAACAGAUCAGACACAUGACAACAGCAGCAGCAGCAUCUCCCACUGACGGCUCAGAGCUUCCCUGGAGGGAAAUCCUCUUUGUCUGGGCGGACCGAGCCGGCCGUGUCUUUCAACAGGAUAUCCCAACAGAAGCUCCCUGUCUCCUCAGGUCCUCGGGUACCGGAUCACAUCAGCAUCAGAUGAGAUGUAGCAGGUAUCAGGCCGUCUGUGAUGCUC
Messenger RNA from Monopterus albus (swamp eel), 1524 nucleotides. RefSeq names its product galanin receptor 1a (gene galr1a). Gene Ontology annotation, biological process: negative regulation of adenylate cyclase activity; G protein-coupled receptor signaling pathway; positive regulation of cytosolic calcium ion concentration. The record is from RefSeq and is a predicted model, not a curated record. Gene Ontology annotation, cellular component: plasma membrane. The transcript is spliced from 5 exons. Lineage: Eukaryota; Metazoa; Chordata; Actinopteri; Synbranchiformes; Synbranchidae. Gene Ontology annotation, molecular function: galanin receptor activity. The coding region runs from base 254 to 1354 and encodes 366 amino acids.